Molecule: messenger RNA, 1824 nt
Organism: Lacerta agilis (Sand lizard)
Lineage: Eukaryota; Metazoa; Chordata; Lepidosauria; Squamata; Lacertidae
Gene: ZNF513
Product: zinc finger protein 513
Exons: 4
Coding region: 24-1460 (478 amino acids)
Biological process (GO): regulation of transcription by RNA polymerase II
Molecular function (GO): RNA polymerase II cis-regulatory region sequence-specific DNA binding; DNA-binding transcription factor activity
Source: RefSeq, a predicted model, not a curated record
CGCCGCCGCCUCGGCCGGGCAAGAUGCCCCGCCGGAAGCAGCGCCACCCGCAGCCCGUCAAAGUGGACGCGGCGGGCGCGGCGGUCGAUCCUCCGGGCGAGGAGGGCCUGGCUCCGCCGGGCGCCUUCCUGUCGGAGCACGAGCUGGAGCUGGAGGACGAGGACGACGAGGAGGAGAGCGGCGGCGCCAGUCUCGCCUUCGAGAAGGACUCGGAAGACUCCCUCGGGGGGACACCCGGACUCUCGUCCUACGUGCUGAGCGAUGAGGAGUUCCCGCCGCUGUGCCAGGCCCAGGACAACGGCGAGGGGCCCGGCCAGGCUUGCCAGCACUGCGGCCUGCCCGCCCCCGCCUCUGCCGCCUGCUGCCCGCCAGAGGAGGAAGAGCUGGAGGAGGAGGAGGAGGAGGGUUCCACCAAGGGACGGGUGGUCUUCUCCUGCCAGCUGUGCCCCUUUGCCUCACACUACUCCAGCCACCUCAAGCGCCACAUGAAGACCCACAAUGGGGAGAAGCCCUACCGCUGCCCGCACUGCCCUUACGCCUCGGCCCAGCUGGUGAACCUGACGCGCCACCUGCGCACCCACACGGGAGAGAAGCCCUACCGCUGCCCCACCUGCCCUUUCGCCUGCAGCAGCCUGGGCAACCUCAAGAGGCACCAGCGGGUCCACGGCCAGGAGCGCCCGCUGCGCUGCGGCUCCUGCACCUGCCGAUGCGCCCGGGGCAACCCCCUGCGGCGCCACAGCCCCAUGGCACAGGGGGAGUCGGAGGCGGAGAUAGAGGGGCCAGCGGCUGCGGAGCAGGAGACAGAGCCUCCACUCUUGGCCCCGGGCUCCCCGUUCCUGAGGCCCGAAGACUCUGCGGCCGUCCUCCCGGAGCUGCUCUUCCCCUUCACGUGCCGGGCGUGCGGACUUGUCCUGGAGGCGGACGAGGGCCUGGGCGAGCCGGUGUGCGGGCGCUGCAGCCUGACGGUGCUGGGGGCUGAGCCGUCGUCGCCCAAGGGCUUCUCGUGCCAGCUGUGCUCCUUCGUCACCACCUACCCCAACCACCUGGCGCGGCACAUGAAGACGCACAGCGGGGAGAAGCCCUUUGCCUGCGCCCUCUGUCCCUACGCCUCGGCACACCUCGACAACCUCAAGCGCCACCAGCGGGUGCACACGGGAGAGAAGCCCUACAAGUGCCCGCUGUGCCCCUACGCCUGCGGCAACCUGGCCAACCUCAAGCGCCACGGCCGCAUCCACUCGGGGGACAAGCCCUUCCGCUGUCGCCUCUGCUCCUACUCCUGCAACCAGAGCAUGAACCUCAAGCGCCACAUGCUCAGGCACACGGGCGAGAAGCCCUUUCAGUGCCGCAUCUGCCCCUACACCACCGGCCACUGGGACAACUACAAGCGCCACCAGAAGGUGCACGGCCAGGGCCUGCCCGAGGAGGAGGGGGGGCCCAGCCUGGACAGCAGCCUGCCUUGAGGGCCAGCGGGGGGAGACCGCCAGCCCCCGCCUCCUCUCCGGGUGCCUCUGCAUAGGAAUAGUCUCAGACUGCAGGAGGAGGAAGAGGGGGCCUCUUCCAUUCGCCAAACAAGCCCCCCCCCCGACUGGGGGGGGAGUGCAGUUCGUGCAGGCAGCGAAGCACUCGUCACCUGGACAAGAUUGUAUCUGUGGGGUAGCAGAACACUCCCCCCCCCAAAAAAAAACUCCGACUGAGGGCGGUUCUUGGUGCUUUUCUGUCCUCUCUGUGCCUCCUCCCCAGCCCCUUUUAACUGUGGUUGCUGCUUGAGUCUGUGUAAUUUAUAUCGUGUAUUAAUGCAUUAAACUGUUUUCUUAUCUUGCUUUA